Podospora bellae-mahoneyi is the source of this 495-nucleotide messenger RNA. RefSeq lists its product as uncharacterized. NCBI's taxonomy places the organism in Eukaryota, Fungi, Ascomycota, Sordariomycetes, Sordariales, Podosporaceae. The transcript has a single exon. Bases 1 to 495 code for a protein of 164 amino acids. The record is from RefSeq and is a predicted model, not a curated record.
AUGCCUGCGUUUGACGAAACGUUCAUGUUGUUACGCCAGGAGCGGGUUGUCAUUUGCAGGUCGUGCCACCACGCCGUAUUGCCCGGUUCGGUUCGGACGCACGUUAACACACAACACCGGUAUUUGCCAAACCCGGAGCGGCGGCAAAUCGUCGAACGGGCGUUGGAGUUGGAGAAAGAAAGCGUUUUAUCAUCAGAUAUCAACCGCAUCCGGUUUCCCGGCCGAGAAGAUGCCGCCGUUCCGGAUUUGCCAGUUUGGACGGACGGCAAGAAGUGUUUGUUGACCGGGUCCCACGGCGCGGCCCAUGCGGGUAUAUUCGGCGACCGAGGCACGGCAUCCAAAUGUAUUGCGGUGACGUACACGGAUGGGUGGACGGGCGUGCGCGCGCGGUGGGAAGCCAGGCACCGUUGCACCCAGCGGCGAAGGCGAAGCGUGGAUCGAUGGCAUCCGUUGCCAGCGAUUCGGCCAGACCGGCGCGUUACAGCGGUUAUUUGA